Molecule: messenger RNA, 2070 nt
Organism: Nematocida homosporus
Lineage: Eukaryota; Fungi; Microsporidia
Exons: 1
Coding region: 1-2070 (689 amino acids)
Source: RefSeq, a predicted model, not a curated record
AUGUCAGAUAAAAUAAAACGUAUAAGCGGAAGUUUCCAGUUAGUGAUUGCAAUAUGCUUACUUGUUUUAAGCUGCCGCUCAACAGCUUCAUCGACCCCAUCCGAACAAUCAAACAUAUUCCCCCCUUCAUUAGAUCAGCUAGCUAGUCACAAGCUUCCAUGGGCCCAAUCAAUACUGGCGAAGUAUCAAAAUAAUGAAAUUAACAUAGACCAGUACAUCGAUGCAGAGAACACAGAAUUACUUAGCAUGAGUGAAAGUGAUAAAAGAACAUGGUUUAACAACAUUGGGUUUUAUCAGUUGUUAAAAUCCGAAUCUAGUGAUGUAAAACGGCUGCAGUCGAUAGCAUCUCUAAUGAUUAGAUGUUUUGAGAAGGACAAUACACUAUUAAGUCCCGCUAAUUGCACCGAUAUGGCCCCAGCAAUCGACAUUAUUAUGUUAUAUGCCAGAUUAACUCAAAAUCCAGACUCUACUCAAACAGGCCAAAAGGACAUUGAUCCUGAGCACAUGGACUUUGCCUACCAACUUGCUUUAUUUACUUAUAUAACGUCCAUAAAGACCCGGUGUGACACUUUAGAAAGAGUAUGUUUAGACCAAGAGACUUAUACUAAACAUACGGGCAAAGCUUAUCAAGACUCAGACUUGCUCAACCAAGAACUCAGUUCUACCCUUGUUCACACCAAGACUGAUCUUGAACUCUUGCGCAACAGCCCAUUAAUUAAUCGCAUUCAUCCACUUGGCAUUGCCCUUUAUGAAAGAGAUCUCCAAUGCCGGUAUGAUAAGGAAAACAAAGUAUUUGUUGUAAUCAGCAGUUCCAUUUGUGGUCAGACUGGCCAAUCGAUUAAUAUGCCAUACCACGCCGAUAGGAUUACCUUCGAGGAUGCUGUUCUUUUAAGGCAUGUUCCCAAAGACCAAAUUGUGAUAGUCAACCAUGAGAGUCUAGAUAAUUUUAAACACCUAUUAGCGAAUCUAGAUCUCUUUCCCAACAGCUGUCCACCCCUCAAACGGCAUAGCAACAAGAACAUAAUAACGUUUGAAGACUAUAACAAGUACAAAGAAUCGAUGAACCAAACUACCGAACAACCACCUCUAAAAUAUGAAGAGAUUAUCACCCAAGGCUAUCAAUCCCCAGAAGAGAUUGCACAAGAAAUCCAAAAGAAGCAAGCACAGCAAAAGAAACACGAAGAACAGCUGCGGAGACACUGGGAAGAACAGGAACGGCAAAGGUUGAAGAGACAAAUCCCACAAGCUGUGAUACAAUCCAAGCAAGAGAAGCCAUACAGCGAAAGACUGUUAGAAAGAAAAGAGGCGCAAAAGCAAUUACAGAUAGCCCAAGAAAAGAAAGAAACAACUGCUAUCUUGUCAAGUGGAAUAUUUAUAUCCAUAGUUCAUUUGCUAGGCACUAUAAGCGCUCUUAUAUUUACACCCCAUUUCAUGGCACUCUACUUACUACCCAUCAAUAUACUAAUUGUUAGCUUAGUACCUCUCCUUUUACUUCACAUUCACAACAAGUUAGCCAACCCCAACAAAGCUCCUAAACCAUGGCAAUACUAUCUCUUCUUCUCUAUCAUUGGUAUAACAAUCAUUGCCUUAAGUACGAUCUUUAUCUUUAAUUCGAUUGCUUACGCUCAAACCAGCGAAUAUACUCUUUUCGAGUCCAUAUCCCUAGCCUACCAAAUCUUUGCGAUAUUCUCUAUUAUUGGCUGCCUUGGCAUCAGACGUCUCUUCAACAACAUCCAACGCUCUUAUUGGUUACUCUAUGUCCAAGCUUUCUUGCUAGCCACUAUCGCCCUUCUCUUCUCUCUCUCCAACUCUAUUUUUGAUCUACCAGCAUAUUCCCAACUACUACUUAAAUCUCAUAUUCUAACCGUAUCUGGUCUUCUCUUUAUAGCCGGAGCCUUUAUUCAUCUUUUGGGACACUGUCUGGAUGAAGAGCCAAUCAACCAAUCCAAAAGAUCAUCAUUUGACAAGCUAAUCAAGAUCUACUCCAUGCACAUAAUACUAAGUGCUUUAAUCGGACUCACUAUCUGGCUCACUAUCAGCUACAACCUAAUAACUCCCAACAUCUCCUAA